GAAGAAAGAGUGGCAUAAUAAAACUCCGCCUCCGCCACCACCAUAAAAAUCUCUCCUUUUUUUCUCAUAGUCAGCGUCGUUCAUAUUCCCCACUUCCAAAAAGCAAAUAACUCUCUUCUGUCUCUCUCAAACUCUGACUCUCGAAAAACCCACCUCCCAAUUCCUUAGUUAAAGCAAAACAAAAGCAUGGAGUCUCUCCCCUCUGGUUACCGCCCCAACGUUGGGGUCUGUCUCAUCAACUCAGACAAUCAGGUUUUUGUGGCUUCUAGACUUAAUGUUCCAGGAGCAUGGCAGAUGCCUCAGGGAGGGAUUGAAGAUGGUGAAGACCCCAAAUUGGCAGCUGUUAGGGAACUAAGAAAGGAAACUGGGAUAGUGUCUGCUGAGAUUGUUGCUGAGGUACCUCAAUGGUUGACUUAUGACUUUCCUCCUGCUGUGAAGACCAAAGUCAAUCGGCUGUGGGGUGGGCAAUGGCACGGGCAGGCGCAAAAAUGGUUCCUUAUGAGAUUUACGAAAGAUGACAGCGAGAUUAACUUGGACAAUGACGAAGCGGAUAUCGAAUUUGCAGAGUGGAAAUGGGCGAACCCUGAAGAAGUUAUCGAACAGGCUGUGGACUACAAGAGACCAACAUAUGAGGAGGUAAUGAAGACUUUUGCACCUUACCUUGAUGGAAACAAAAUAUCAACCAAAUGUAAAUCAUCCAAAUGGUGAAGAAUAAUGGUGUUCUUAAUUAUAAUUACCUUAAUUUUUAUCAAGUUAUUAAAGGGGAAAAAAAAGGUUGAAUUUGUAAAUGGGACAACAGCUAGAAGAAAACUGCUUACUUAUCUGAUUUUGUUUUGCAAUAAUUGAAAUUUUGUCAAAAUUACUUAACAGUUUGUGGGGGAAAUAACUUUAUGUUUAGGAGAUUUGAAGAUCUGUGUAAAUAAAUGGAAGCUGUGUGGACUUGUGAUAUUAAUUAAUGUAUGAAUUAAGGUUUGAAA
Molecule: messenger RNA, 977 nt
Organism: Momordica charantia (bitter melon)
Lineage: Eukaryota; Viridiplantae; Streptophyta; Magnoliopsida; Cucurbitales; Cucurbitaceae
Gene: NUDX25
Product: nudix hydrolase homolog 25
Biological process (GO): ribose phosphate metabolic process; nucleoside phosphate metabolic process
Cellular component (GO): chloroplast
Molecular function (GO): bis(5'-adenosyl)-pentaphosphatase activity; guanosine-3',5'-bis(diphosphate) 3'-diphosphatase activity
Source: RefSeq, a predicted model, not a curated record